UCCGAGUUCCAACUUCCUAACGCAAUGCUCUCUCGCUCUCUCAAACAUAGUCACACACUUUUCUUCUCCCUUCGCUUAUUGCCGUUUACGCUCACACCAAACUCUAUCCCUUCAAUUCGGGUCUCACCACACCGUUUCUCUUCUUCUUCGUCGAAUUCAUGGCUUUCCCUACCCGGAAACCCAAUCAUCCACUGGCCCUCACUACCCCCAAUCACCCAACCGGAACCAAAACCCGCUCCAAACCCGAAUCCAAAACCCGACCCUGCUGCUUCGGACCCGAACUUCUCUGCCAUUGCCACUCUCUUCACCGACCCUUCCAUCACUCCCGGUUCGGUUCUCCACUCCGAACUGGACCGGUCCGGAAUCGAACCCGAUUCACCUCUCCUUCUCGCCGUGUUCGAUCAUUUCGACUCGUCCCCCAAGCUGCUGCACUCGUUGUUCCUAUGGGCUCAAAAGCGAACCGGGUUCAGGCCCAGCCCAAAACUCUUUGACUCUAUGGUCAACGUACUUGGCAAAUCGAGAGAUUUUGACUCUGCUUGGACCCUCGUUCACGAUCACGUCAAUGGAAACCAGGAAGAAGGCUUGGUUUCCAUUGGUACCUUUACUAUCUUGAUUCGACGCUAUGCUCGUGCAGGUAUGCCCAAGCCUGCUAUUAGAACGUUUGAGUUUGCUAGAAAUAACAAGUCCAUUGUGGAUUCUGGAUCAGAAACAACUUUAUUUGAGAUAUUGAUGGAUUCACUUUGUAAAGAGGGGUGUGUGAGGGAAGCUUCAGAGUAUUUCCAUAGGAGAAAGGAGAUGGAUUUAGAUUGGGUUCCGUCAAUCCGAGUUUAUAAUAUUAUGUUAAAUGGAUGGUUUCGAUCAAGGAAACUCAAGCAGGGUGAGAGACUUUGGACAGCGAUGAAGGAGGAGAGUGUGAGACCAAGUGUUGUGACAUAUGGUACCCUGGUGGAAGGAUAUUGUAGGAUGCGCCGUGUGGAAAAGGCACUUGAAAUGGUUGGUGAAAUGACCAGGGAAGGAAUUGAACCAAAUGUAAUUGUUUAUAACCCAAUAAUUGAUGCACUGGCAGAAGCUGGGAGAUUUAAAGAGGCUUUAGGUAUGUUGGAGCGUUUUCAUGUUUUGGAAAUAGGCCCUACUGAUUCAACAUACAAUGCUCUGAUAAAAGGGUUUUGUAAGGCGGGAGAUCUUGUAGGUGCUAGUAAGAUUCUUAAAAUGAUGAUAAGCAGGGGUUUCCUCCCAAGUCCCACCACCUAUAACUACUUUUUUAGGUACUUUUCAAGAUGUGGAAAAAUUGAUGAGGGGAUGAACCUAUAUACCAAGAUGAUUGAAUCUGGUUAUACUCCAGAUCGGCUAACUUACCAUCUUCUGGUGAAGAUGUUAUGUGAAGAGGAGAAGUUGGACUUGGCUGUUCAAGUUAGCAAGGAAAUGAGGCAUAAUGGAUAUGACAUGGACUUGGCGACAAGUACCAUGUUAAUUCAUUUGCUUUGCAAAAUGCAUAGGUUGGAAGAGGCUUUUGUGGAUUUUGAAGACAUGAUACGUAGGGGUUUAGUUCCUCAGUAUCUCACUUUCCAGAGAAUGAAUUCUGAGUUAAAGAGACAAGGUAUGACUGAAAUGGCUCAAAAACUUUGCAAGUUGAUGUCUUCUGUUCCCCAUUCUACCAACCUGCCAAGUACUACUUAUGGUGAAGCCAGAGAUGAAGAACACGCACGAAGAAAAUCUAUACUUCGGAGAGCCAAACAAUUUUCUGAUAUGCUGAAAAACUGUAAGGACCCUAGUGAACUUGAUAAGUAUAAAAAUUUAUCACAAAAUGUGGUCUCAAGUGCAAACUGUUUGAUAGAGGGUAAUAAUAGAAAAUAAAGUACUGGAUGAGCAUCUGUCAUCUCAGUUUCUGCAGGUAGCAAAUUAUGGACAGUUUGAACAUAUGGGAACCAGAUAACAUUUAUUGACAGUAUGGAUUCAGAGGCUUUUGUCCAAAAAGUUUUUCCUGUACUUCCCUAUGAAAUUUGU
Messenger RNA from Abrus precatorius (Indian licorice), 2004 nucleotides. RefSeq names its product pentatricopeptide repeat-containing protein At5g11310, mitochondrial-like. The record is from RefSeq and is a predicted model, not a curated record. NCBI's taxonomy places the organism in Eukaryota, Viridiplantae, Streptophyta, Magnoliopsida, Fabales, Fabaceae. Gene Ontology annotation, molecular function: protein binding.